AUGUAGCUUAAAUUAUAUUAAAUUAUAUUAGAUAGAGACCCAUCGAGAGUUUCAUACCUUUUCCCACGUGACCUGGAAGUUAAUCUGGAGUUUUCCUAGUUCGUUGCCAUGUCAUUUUGCAGUAUUGGAGAAAAUUGUUUCAUGUGAAACUUAAUAUAAAGAAGAAUUGCUGGGUUGAUGUUACAGACUGAUAUUCUGUUGAUUGUGUUCCUUUCUGUUUGUGUUCAACCGUUGGUAUAUACACAGUAAUGGCGACUAGUCAACCCUUUAGAAAUAAAGAGACUGCCGCUGCAUUUUGCGAUGCCAACAAGGCUUUCAUGAUGAGUCUUUUGAAAGAGUUGCCACAGGCAUCGAACGUUUUUUAUUCGCCUUUUAGCAUUUCCACUGCUUUGGCCAUGGUUCACUUAGGAGCGAGAACAGAUACCCUAAAAGAAAUGGAUCAAGUUCUUCAUUUUGACAAAAUGGGAAAAGAAACCCACUCAGCUUUUGGGGGUUAUCUGGAGUAUUUGUCCAAGGAAACCGGAGACAUUACCCUCAAAACAGCAAACAAGAUAUACCAAAGCAUGAGGUUUAAGCCUGAAGAAACAUUCAUAAAAGAAUGUAAAAAGCAUUUCAAGACAACAGCAGAAUCAAUGGACUUCUCUCAAUCAGCAGAAGCGAGUUCUAAAAUAAAUUUUUGGGUUAGUCAACAAACAAAAAACAAAAUCCAGAAUCUAGUUCCAGCAGACGCACUAGAUGCCUUAACAUUUAUGGUUCUCAUCAACGCUAUCUACUUCAAAGGGAAUUGGAAAAGUAAAUUUCAAUCAAAGAACACUCGGAAAAUGGAAUUCCGUAACGAAAAGGGUAACUUUAUGACUGACAUGAUGUACCAGAAGGCGUCUUUUAGAUUCUGCCAUUUACCCGAUAUGCAAAUAAACGCCCUUGACAUUCCAUACGAAGGUGACAAACUAAGCAUGCUCGUUCUUCUACCAAUGGCCGUGGAUGGUUUAAAUGAUCUGGAAGAGAAGCUAUCAGAACGUUUCCUUAAUGGCGUCAUCAGCCAUCUUAGAAAGCAAAAGGUCGAGGUGCAUCUUCCAAAGUUUAAACUGGAAAGCAUGUUUGAAUUGGGGCCCCACUUAUCAGCUUUGGGAAUGUCGUCUGCUUUUGACGAGAAUAAAGCGGACUUUUCCGGAAUAGACAAUAGCAAAAAUGUAUACAUCAACGAGGUGUUCCAUAAAGCGUUCGUGGAAGUGAACGAGGAAGGGUCGGAGGCCGUCGCUGCCACGGCAGAUAAGAUAAGAAGGAAGCGCUGUGUACAGAUAACACAAGAGUUUAGAGCCAACCAUCCUUUCCUUUUCUUUAUUCGGGACUCAGUUAAUGACGUCAUUCUUUUUUCCGGCAGAUUCUACCAACCAGUGUAAGGACGUACCUUAUAUAUGGCUAUGGUGAAGUUAGACUUUGCUAUCAGAUCAGGAGGGUUUUUUAUGGUGAUUGACAAAGUACAUGUAUAGUAGGAGAUGUUUCACAAAUAUUCUCAACAUAUUAUCUUUAUAUUAUUUUAUUUAUAUUAUAUAAUUCCUAUUAUCUUAAUAGGAAUUUAUUUGGCACUGUUUUUUUUAUUAUUACAUAUUAAAUUAUUUCACUGAU
This is a messenger RNA of Magallana angulata, 1626 nucleotides long. RefSeq names its product leukocyte elastase inhibitor-like. The record is from RefSeq and is a predicted model, not a curated record. Gene Ontology annotation, biological process: negative regulation of endopeptidase activity. The transcript has 2 exons. Gene Ontology annotation, molecular function: serine-type endopeptidase inhibitor activity. Lineage: Eukaryota; Metazoa; Mollusca; Bivalvia; Ostreida; Ostreidae. The coding region runs from base 249 to 1400 and encodes 383 amino acids.